Molecule: messenger RNA, 948 nt
Organism: Trachymyrmex cornetzi
Lineage: Eukaryota; Metazoa; Arthropoda; Insecta; Hymenoptera; Formicidae
Exons: 1
Coding region: 1-948 (315 amino acids)
Biological process (GO): DNA integration
Molecular function (GO): nucleic acid binding
Source: RefSeq, a predicted model, not a curated record
AUGGGGCAGCUGCCAUCAGCCAGAGUCAACCCUGCCAGACCUUUCUAUAAUACGGGGGUGGACUAUUGCGGACCGUUUUACGUGCGAGAUCGUAUUCGUCGCAACAGUAAGCAAUAUAAAGCUUACGUAGCAAUUUUCGUCUGCAUGGUGGUGAAGGCAGUACACAUCGAGUUGGUAGAAGACCUGACUACUGAUUCAUUCAUCGCUGCCUUGAAGAGAUUCAUGGCAAGAAGAGGCAAGGUCAGAAAUAUAUAUUCCGACAACGGAAAAAAUUUUGUUGGAGCGGAUCGCGCGUUGCAAGAAAUACUAUGCAGUAAGGAGUUCAAGGACGACGUUCAAGACCAUGCAACUAGCGAGCAAAUAAGUUGGCAUUUCAUACCUCCUAGAUCUCCACACUACGGGGGUCUUUGGGAAGCGGCGGUACGUACACUGAAAUUAUAUAUGAAGCGCACAAUAGGCGACGCUUGUCUGACAAUUGCUGAAAUGACGACGUUACUGACGCAAAUAGAAGCCAUGUUAAACUCCAGACCAUUAACGUCCUUGUCUGAGGACCCAAAUGAUCUUCGCGCAUUAACACCAGGUCAUUUUUUAAUCGGAGAAAAUUUACAGACCUACCCAGAGGUAGAUGUAAAAGAGAUUCCAGAAAAUAAACUAUCAAGAUGGCAACACGUAGAACAGCUGAGGCAACGAUUCUGGAGUCGAUGGCAAAAGGAAUACUUAACGACGUGUCAGCAGAGGAGCAAAUGGCGUUCAGACGCUAAGAAGACCUUCGAAAUCGGACAACUGGUUAUGUUUAAAGAGAGCGAGAGCAAACCGCUGAAGUGGAGUCUCGCCAAAAUUAUAGAGGUACACCCUGGUUCUGAUGGAAUCAUUAGGGCAGUGACGGUAAAGACAAGUCAGGGAGUGUACAAAAGAGCGAUUGUUAACAUUGCUCCUUGUUUAGAAUAG